Messenger RNA from Clonostachys rhizophaga, 2166 nucleotides. The record is from the annotation of a GenBank genome assembly. Lineage: Eukaryota; Fungi; Ascomycota; Sordariomycetes; Hypocreales; Bionectriaceae.
AUGGAACCCAGCCGGUGUGACAGCAAGAACUCUUCGCCACCGGCGGUCAGCCCGUGGAGCUGCUUCAAUUGCCGCCGCCGCAAGUAUCGGUGCAAUAGAUGCCGCCCUUGUAUGCAUUGUACCAAGUCCGGCCUCCAAUGUACGUAUCCAGUCUCCGGCCGCAUGCCAACAAGGCAGCACGGGCUUCCAGGCGCUGCAGCUGCGCCAUCUCUGGAGGGCAGGAAAGAGUUGCUUGCUCGGCUGCGGCACCUGGAACAGUUUGUAGAGGAGGCCAGCACCCAUCGAGACGCACCACGAAGGCCAGACAAUCCUACCCAGUCAUGUUCUUGUACAUGUCAUGGCACCCAUCAAACAGCGGGCGGAAAUCCUACGGAAGAGAACAUGUCCGGUGAUUUUGGGAAGCUCUAUAUUGACAAGACGGGAUGUAUCUACGUGGGAAACGAGUUUUGGGCUUUGCUCAACCAUCAGAUUAAAAAUAUGAGAGAUGUUCUUGACAACGAAAAUGUACAAGACACGAUGCACCUCGAUCACACAAGCCGCACGCCAUUCUUCUCUGGCAUGCAGACGGGAGGCAGUGACACAGUCCGCCAACCUCUCCCCUCCCAAGUGCCGUAUCUGUGGCAGGUUUACGUAGAUAACGUGGACCCGUUCAUCAAAAUCUUACAUGUUCCUAGCAUGGGGAAAGUCAUCAAGCAGGCAAAGGGGAAGUUUGAUUCUCUGUCCGAGGGCCUUCGUGCUCUGAUGUACGCUAUAUCUCUCGCCGCCAUCACUUCUCUGGAUGAGAUUGAAGUGCAAGAAAAUUUCGACGAAAGCAAAGAGUCCAUGACGACUUGGUUAUUAAGCAAUACCGAAAGAGCUUUGUCGGAUGCAGGCGUCCUAGAAACUACUGACAUCCAUGUCAUACAAGCCUUUUUUAUCUACCUGGAGAUGGCCGGGCAAUAUUACGGUUCUCGGUCUACAUGGACUAUGACCGGCGUUUUGAUUAGGACCUCCAUGUCCCUCGGUCUUCAUCGCGAUGGCUCCAACUUUGCUAAUGUAUCACACUUCGACACCGAGAUGCGACGGCGCCUAUGGUGGCACAUUUGCUUCCUCGAUCACCGUGUAGGCGAAUGUGACGUGCCUCAAUUGGCACUCGGCCCCAGAAUGUUUGAUACUCGGGAGCCUUGCAACAUCAACGAUGAAGAUAUUAGCCCGGAUAUGACGGGGGCCCCCGUCCCAAGAGAAGGCUUCACUGAGACGAGCUAUGCGCUCGCUUUGUGUGAUUUAUGGCGUCUGGGUCGAAAGAUACACGGCCUGGUCUUCUUACUUAUGAAUCCUGGAGAGAAGCGAGAUAAAUUGCAGACGGACGCUUUGGAGGCAACGGAGAAGUUGAAACGGCAGAUCCUUCAGCAGACAUUUCGAACUUCCAAGCCCGAAACAGACCUUCUAGCUUUCAUGAAGUACCGAGUGAAUGCCUUGGUUGACCAGAUGGAGCUCAUCAUUCGCCACGUGCACCUGUUCCAUUUAUCAAGUCUCGCGGAGGCUGAACCGUUCAGGCAGCAGUCAUACGAGGUUUCAAUCAAGUGCAUCGAGGAUUUCAACAAGUGGAGGCUUCACCCUUCCACAAGUCAGUGGAGUUGGCACCUCUUCAAUCACAACUAUUGGCACGCUGUCUGCAUCGUCUUUGCCCAGUUACGCCUUGACAAAGCCUGGGAUUCCACUUCGGAAAAUGCGUGGAAUGCAGCGAUGAAACUAAUGCAAGAUACCCCGGCGCCCAUGAUGCUGAAGAACCCAUUGAGGCAAUCUGUUUGUCUCUUGGUCCAGGAAGCAUGGAAACGAAGAGAGCAUGCGGUUUCCAAGGGAAAACCCACACCUAGUAGUGAACCGAACUUGUCGGUUGAUGCCAGCGUGAUGGCUCCUCCGUUGCAUAUAAGCGAGAGAUUCAACCCCGAAGAUGUUACAUGGGCAUGGAUAUCCAACGAAUACCCUCAUCCGGCACCAUUUGAUGCACCCCCUUGGGUAGUAGAUCCGGCCGGCACCAGUCAGAGCUUUCUAUGUGAACCAAAUAACCAUGAAGAGCAGUCUAUAUGGCCCGACUCUGACUCGUUUGAUAUUUUUCAGGAGCUUGAGCCGUUUAGUUGGACUGAUGAACAGGACUGCGGAACCUUGCCGACUGACUCGGUUUGA